GGAGGAUCACAUGAAUGUGUCAAAUGACAUUCGCGAACUGUUGUAUGCGGAGGACCAGCAGGAUCUGGAACGCCAGAGGAAGCGUAGAGCCCCUCCGGCGGCCUGUCCGCCUAUUAGUAUCACUAACGUCCUGCCACCUAAACCCUCAAGCUCGUACCCAGCAGUGCCGGCGACAGGGUCUGCGGAAUUGGUGGCAUCCAGACCAGUAACCCCUCUUCAAAUUCCAGAACCACUGGACACUGCCGUGGAGAGGUACACCAGCUGGCUGUGCUCACGGUUCCGCAGCGUUGCCAUCCAAUUAGAGUACCAGAAGGCUGGCAACUUAACAUUGGCGGAGCGUUUCGACCUGGAGUUAGUGUAUAAACAGUAAGAUGUUGAAUUUUAUAUUGAGAAUGGCAUUAAGAGGGGGGUGGUAAAGAGAUUUGUCCGUGAUAUUGCGUUUUGGUUUAAAUAGUACGGUGUAGUAUGAAAG
Molecule: messenger RNA, 472 nt
Organism: Neurospora tetraspora
Lineage: Eukaryota; Fungi; Ascomycota; Sordariomycetes; Sordariales; Sordariaceae
Exons: 1
Coding region: 11-370 (119 amino acids)
Source: RefSeq, a predicted model, not a curated record